This is a messenger RNA of Spodoptera littoralis (African cotton leafworm), 657 nucleotides long. The record is from the annotation of a GenBank genome assembly. Lineage: Eukaryota; Metazoa; Arthropoda; Insecta; Lepidoptera; Noctuidae.
AUGGAAAAAUUAAAAGAAAUUGAAGUGGAAGCAGUAAAUUGGAAAUCAAUUAGAGAAGAAGGUCUUGAUCUGGAAUAUGCUGUGCCUAUUCCUAAAAAUAUUGCAAAUGAUAUAUUUAAAGAACUGGAAAACAGUUUAGAAUAUUUUACUGGAGACCUGUCUAAAAUAAAGGUUUUCGGCAAAGUUUAUCCUUUGCCACGGCAGCAGGUAGCCUAUGGCGACCCGGGUAUAACGUACACCUAUUCUGGCACCACAGUACCAGCCCUACCCUGGCCCGCACCUGUCCUGGCUUUGCGAGACUUUUUGGUAGCUCUUAGAGGAAUUAAAUACGACUUUGUUUUAGUUAACAAAUAUAGAAACGGUAACGAUCACAUGGGCGAGCACAGAGACAAUGAACCAGAAUUAGAUCCAACAGCACCUAUAGCGUCUCUAUCCUUCGGACAGCAACGGACUUUUGUACUCAAACACAGAGAUGCAAGAAAGACUGGCGUCGAUAAAAGACCAAUACCUCCAGUAAAAAUAGAGUUGGAACAUGGCAGUGUACUACUCAUGAACCCACCAACAAAUGAAAUAUGGUAUCACUCUUUACCGACAAGGAAGAAAGUAAUGGCUCCGAGAAUCAAUUUAACAUUCAGAAAGAUGCGUCUUAAACGUUAA